GGAUCGAAGCGUCCUCUAUAAAGUGAUUGUGGAGCAAAAACAAUAAAAACUACGAACGUGUAUCCGAAUCCGAACGUCAUUAUUUCGUCAUGUUCCAUUUUCCGUCGUAGUAGCUAGCGAAGGAGAAUUUUGCUAUUAUUUAUUCCAUUCAUUGCGCACGCGUUUCCGUAGCGUAUCGGUUGUUUGUCCGCGAAACUUUUCUAUUCUUAUCAAAAAAUGCUUUCGCGCAGAUCGUAGCUGUGAAACAAACAGUAAAACAUUAACAAUAUUUUAUCGCGGUUGACCUUAGUGUAGUGAAUUCCAAACAAAAUGAGUGCCAAUAAAGGUUUUCAAACAAAAAUUCCCGAUGACGACAACUCGGACUCUGGUUUUCUGUCGGGGCCUAUCGACAGGUUGCCCGGAGACCCAGAAGAGUCACAGGAGGAGUCGAAAGAAUCAGUGGGAGCUAGUGAUAGUGGGAAUGUGAAGUGUGAUAAUGAGCAGCGUGGUGACCUCGACAGUGGGCUGGACCUGUGCAUGUCGGAGUGCCUGCAGUCGCUGCGAGUGAGCGACACGCCUGCGCCCUUGCCGCUGGAAGGGGCCGACAUCCCACCGCUCGCCUUCCUCUUCCAGCAGGAUGAUGAUGGUGAUACACAGUUACACAUCUCGGCAGUACACGGGUGCCAGAAGUCAGUGAGCACACUCAUUAGGGUAUGUCCAGACAAAUACUGGCUGGACCUCCCGAAUGACUAUGGCCACACAGCGUUGCACCUGGCGGUGAUGAGCGGGCAUGCGGUGGUAGCACGGAUGCUGGUGCAAGCCGGAGCGUCGCUAGGCCUCAGAGACCUCAGAGGAGACACCCCCAUCCACGCAGCCACCAGAGCCAAGAACGUCGAAUGCCUACAAGCACUCCUCGCACCUAUAGACAGUCACAGACUCACAAAGAACCUAGCAUCAAUAUUAAAUUUGAAGAAUUAUGGAGGACAAACGUGCGUUCACUUGGCAGCGACAACAGGACAUCUUCCCACCUUGCAAACACUCGUCUACUAUGGAGUCGACAUCAAUGCUAGAGAGGGCCUGGGCGGGUGGACGGCGCUGCACAUCGCGGCGCGGCGCGGCGACGUGCGCCUGGCGCAGCACCUGCUGGAGCGCUGCGCCGGCGUGGCGCCGCGCGCGAGGGACUACGCGGGCCGCACGCCGCGCCGCCUGGCGGCCAGGCACCCCGCCUUCGCGGCCCGCGACGCCCAGCGCCUGUUCGCGCCCUCCGCCGAGGACAGCGACACCGACAGCGACGACGAUGACGAGUACGAUAGUGAGGACCCGGAGUCGUUAUUCGACAAGAUCCGCGGCAGCAUGGCGACCGCCGUGGUCUCCAACUAACUGCCACCAGGCGGCCCGCCGGUCAGCCGACCACGAUCACGGCCGACCACGGCGGACCGCCCAGGCAACCUGGGCGAUACAAUAAACGACUGUUGAAGAGACACUCCGCCCCGCACCGCGAGGUACCUUACCCCACCCCCGAUUUGCGUACCCACUCCAGUCCGUAUCACGUAACGCACGCGCGGAUUAUCUGUCUCGCUCGGUCGGUACACUCAGUUGCGCGUGUAUAAAAAGAUUUUUGAAUGGAGUGUCCGAAGUUCGACAAUGUUCAGGCGCCUGGGCGGUCCGCCACAUCAUGUAAUAAAACCACAAAAUCCAUCAACAAUUGUAUAAGUAAAUAAGAGGCAUAUACUUGUGAUGUGUUAAAACUACUGAGUAAUGUGAAAUUGAAAAUGAGUCUAAAUGUUGCAUAAAUUUACUCAAAUUUGACCUUUUCGAUAAAAUAUGACCGCAAGAGAGAUAAGACAAAUGUUUGUUUAACUAAGAUGUUUUUUUAACAAUCUUUCUUGGAUUGAGAAUGUUUGGAAGAACAGAAGUCAUAUUAAUGUAGAAAUAAAUCCGAGUUGAAAGAGAGUAAAAUGUACCUAUAUCAGAUCAGUAGGAAGUGUUGGUAUUUGGUAGUUUGUGUCAUGUCUUCCUUUCCGAUAACUUGUAUGUAUAAUACGAAUUGUUUUUGAUGAAUUUAAUUCAUUUUGUAAUGCCUGAAUAGGCUGGCAUAAAACCUUACAAGAUUUGUCUAAGACGCGUCAGUUUGUUGAAAUGAUUGAAAUCAAAUUAGCCUUAUAGUGAAAAACCAUGUUCGUGUGUUUUAACGAAACCUCACAAUAGACCCGCUAGUGACAAUUCAAGUAGAAAAAAUUAGUCUGUAUUUUAUUAAUUGAAUUAAAUCGAGGUUUUGUCGAAGAAAAUUACAUCAGAAUGUGUGUUUUCGAAAAGGCGCUUACUAGGUUUUCACUAUGAAGCGAGGAUAUACAAGUAAAUCCAUGUUUUAUCAAUACAAGUACAUUCAGAAAACUAAAUAAUCCCUUUGUGAUGUCAUUCGUCACAAAAGGCGCGUCUUCGUGUGACAAGCAAGUUAUUCGCACAUUCAUUCAUUUUGUAGGCCUGUUGGUAUUUAUUUGAUGUCAGAUAUGUUGUAUAAUCGUCUAUGAAGAAUAUAUUACAAAGAUGUAAACAGAUCGUUUGUAUAGUGUGGAUAAUAUUGGUGCUACGCAACAUUGCCCAGCGUUUACAAAGAUACGCAAAAGCUAAAAAGUUUAUCGUUUAAUCGCAGGGUUUAAAACUUUUUAUUGGAAUUAUUGGGAUAAUAUUUGUAAAACAAAGCGCACAGGCAGUCUCUAUGGGUUUUGAAGAGUAAACUUUCGGUCUCAAGUGCCUGUCUUGCUCCAACUUUCUGCUGAAAGCAGUAGUUAAGACAUCAGAAACAUGUUUUCUGUAAAAUUAUUGUAUAAAUGAGACAAUAUUUGUAAUUUAGUAUGUAUUUAUGUAUUUGUUCAGUCUCGCGACGAGGGCGGGCGUCAACGUUAUAUACAUCUCUUUUCAACUUUAUUGAUGUGUGAAAGAGAUGGGUGUAUACUUCUGACGUCGUCGUGCGGUGCGAGACAUGUGAAUGACCAAUCGGAACUGUGUUUCCUUGUUGUGUAAUAAUUAACAGAACUACGUCACGCCAAGUUAAGAGGGAAUGUGACUGAGGUUGAAAUGUGUUUGCCUGUUGACACUCCUCGCACUGCGGCGCACGUGGUUGUAUGUAUCCGUUAUUUAAUGUAUGUAUUUAAGGUAAAUAGUUUCGUUACAAAUUCGGAUUAUUUUAUAAGUAAAACUUACUAUAUUUUAUGUAUUGUUGUCAGGUUAAAAUCUAUUCAGUAUACAUGUAUGUAAUUUGAA
This is a messenger RNA of Pectinophora gossypiella (pink bollworm), 3243 nucleotides long. RefSeq names its product NF-kappa-B inhibitor cactus-like (gene cact). The coding region runs from base 310 to 1359 and encodes 349 amino acids. Lineage: Eukaryota; Metazoa; Arthropoda; Insecta; Lepidoptera; Gelechiidae. Gene Ontology annotation, molecular function: protein binding. The record is from RefSeq and is a predicted model, not a curated record. The transcript has 5 exons.